This is a messenger RNA of Colletotrichum graminicola M1.001, 1485 nucleotides long. Its product is annotated as 3-beta hydroxysteroid dehydrogenase/isomerase. The coding region runs from base 1 to 1485 and encodes 494 amino acids. NCBI's taxonomy places the organism in Eukaryota, Fungi, Ascomycota, Sordariomycetes, Glomerellales, Glomerellaceae. The transcript has 2 exons. Gene Ontology annotation, molecular function: 3-beta-hydroxysteroid dehydrogenase [NAD(P)+]/C4-decarboxylase activity; 3-beta-hydroxy-Delta5-steroid dehydrogenase (NAD+) activity. Gene Ontology annotation, cellular component: endoplasmic reticulum. The record is from RefSeq and is a predicted model, not a curated record. Gene Ontology annotation, biological process: ergosterol biosynthetic process.
AUGGUGCUGGAAUCAUGGACCGCCAGGGUCGCUCUCGGCUUGGUGACAACUCUGCUGGUGUAUCUCUGGAAGAUCAACCGCGCCAUGUCGACCUCUUACCCUGAGGCUCUGCGGAUUUCGCCGGACCGAUGGACACCAGAACAGAUCAAGCGAACCUUUGAGCGAAUGGAGAAGCAGCCCAUCGACUGGACGCCGCAUCUGCCGCCUAAGCUGGACAGACGUUACAUCGUCGUCGGUGGCGCUGGUUUGGUCGGAGGGCAGAUCGUCAUCCAGCUCAUCGCGCGUGGCCACCCGCCAGAGGCCAUUCGUAUCAUUGACUUCCGCAAGCCCGGGCGCGACGACAUGAGCGAGGGCCCGGUGUCCAGGGUCGAUUUCGCGCAGGCCGAUAUUUCAUCAGAGUCGGCGACCUCCGCAGCAUUCGCCAAGCCAUGGGCCGAGUCCGUCACCCGUCUUCCGCUGACAGUGUUCCAUACCGCCGCCGUCAUCCGCCCGUCUGAGCGUAGCCCAUUGGUCUACGACCGCUGCUCCCGCGUCAACACCGACGGGACUGCACACGUUAUUGCUGCUGCCAAAUCCGCCGGCGCCGACGUCCUGGUCUUCACCUCAUCCUGCAGCGUGGCCCUGAAACCCGUCAACUUCUUCAACGCCCUCUGGAAGAAGUGGCCGACAAACUUUUUCCAGAUCCUGGACGAGACUGACUUCAAGAAGCCGCUGCGACCGCACGAUGAGUUCUUUGCCAACUAUGCGAAAUCGAAAGCCGAAGCGGAGCGCCUCGUCUGCAGCGCGAACACUAUACCACAGGACCCUUUGCAGCCCGGCGGCUUCCGCACCGGGUCCAUUAGACCGGGUAAUGCCAUCUACGGGCACAAAGACGACUACCUCGUCGGCUCAACGGUGCGCAUGGCCAGCCUCCCGACCUUCACCGCGCCUUUCAUGCAGAACUGGGUGCAUGGGGCCAACGUGGCGCUGGCGCAUCUUCAGUAUGAGGCGGCCCUUCUCGGGCCGCACGCUCACAAAGUAGCCGCUCGACCGUUCUUGGUCACGGAUGGGGGCCCGCCUCCGAUCUUCAAGGAUUUCUACACACUCGUAGAGUCUCUCAGCGUGACGAGCUUCCACGUGCAAUAUCCACCGCCGCUUCUCCUGCUACUGGUAGCACACUGCAUAGAAGCUUAUUGCCUGUCGCUUUGGCGGAUACCGAUGUUGCAGAAAGUGUUCCCAGAACCUCAAAUGCAGUUGGCCAUGCUGCAACCAGCGACUAUAGCUGGGUCCAUCAAUGCCAUAAUCAACGAUUCCGACGCGCGUAAACGGGUGGAAGAUGGCGGCUUGGGAUACCAGGCCAAGUGUACGACCAUGGAAGGGUUGUGUAUGCAGUUGGGGGCAUGGAACCGAUGGGUGAGGAGCGGAGGCGAGAAAGUGAGGAGCGAGAAGGGCGUGGUGAAAGACGUGCUCGAAGUCGCAGCAGAGCCUGUUGCGAGAAGAGCCUAG